AUGAAUAACCCUCCGAUCAACUCUAUUGAUGCCAAGUAUCUCAUCAGCCGGCGAAUCUCCAGACCUUAUGAUUACAUGCGCGGCGGCAUGAGUCAUCUCCUCCGUCUCUUCACAGUCAUUUCCGGCGCCGGCGAGACUCCGGUGGUGGUUCAGAUCAACCACGACGGCGAAGAGAAACAGCUCUCCUUCGAAGAGAUUGUUUCCAUGGUAUGGACUUUAGUCAAGCGAGACCAAGAAGCCGCCUCCGCCCCCGUCGCUGCCGCCGGCGCUGGGUUAUGGUUCAAUGCAGGGAACGCCGCCGUGGUUAUACUGGAGGAUUUCAUGCACGAUGGCCAGCGCCAGGCGGCGGCGAACGCCGCCGCAGGAGACGGUGUUGAUCUGCACAUCAUAAACAACCCCGUGUGUGCUUCGAUCGCUUAUGCUCUGGAUAAGAAGCCUUCAGCAGAUGAGGAAAGAAACGUCCUGGUUUACAACCACGGCGGCGAUGAUUUGACCGUGGCCGUGUUGACUAUAGAAGAAGGCGGCGUUUUCAGUAUGAGAUCCGCCGCCAGAGAAACCCAAUUGACCGGAGAUAAAUUCACCAAUCGUCUCUUGAAUCACUUCGCGGACAUAGUCGAAGAGUGUUCGGAGCGCGCCCAUGUUUCCGGCGUACGCCGUCUCGCCGACAUGGUUCUCGUCGGAGGAACCUCGAAAAUACCGAAGCUGCAGAAGCUCUUGGCGGAUUUAGUCGGAGGUGAGAAUAUCCGUAAGAACAUCGACCCUGUUAAGGCGAUCGCAUUCGGGGCCCACCUCCUCUGCAAAGACACUCAGCUCAAUAGGGUUGCGAAAAUAAGGUUUCUUGAUUUCAUGCACUCGAACAUCGGAAUCAAGAUCGGAGCAGGAGGAGGAGCGGGGGCGGUGGAGGUUUUGAUCGCGGAGAAGACGGUGAUUCCGGCAAAGACAGUGCGGUUUCUGACGACUUGCUUCGAAGCUCAGUCGGAUAUGCAGAUUCGGUUGUAUCACGGGACGAGGGUUCCGAUGGACACGAGCAACAGUAGUAAAAUAACGGAGCGGAACUGGAGAAUUCCAGUGGCCCCACAGGGCACCCCACGGGUGAAACUGCGGAUCGAAAUCGAGUAUCUCACUCUGUCUGUGUGGAUUAUGGACAACCUUGUUUUCGAGACUACCAAUCUGUGGGGGGCUCCAAGGUGA
Messenger RNA from Erythranthe guttata (spotted monkey flower), 1191 nucleotides. Lineage: Eukaryota; Viridiplantae; Streptophyta; Magnoliopsida; Lamiales; Phrymaceae. The record is from RefSeq and is a predicted model, not a curated record.